AUGAAUUUAGAGAAACAAAAAAGUGGUGGGAGUCAUUCAACAUCUUGGCAUGAGUGUAGUAUUUGCAAGAAGAGCUUCAAAAGUGCAAAAGCUUUAGGAGGACAUAUGCGAGUGCAUAACACUGGGGAGAUAGACGCUAAGUUAAAGCAAUCAUCAUUGGGACCAAUCUCCACAGAUUUGAGAUGGGUAGUCCCGUCAGCUAUUGCAGAAGGUAGUAGUCGAGAUCGAAACCGAGGGAAGGGUAAGAAGGUACAAGAACUUCAACUUUUCAGCCAAAAACCCUCCAAGUUGAAGAAAAAGCAGUCCGAUGAGAAGGCAGGAGGACAAUCAUCUCAACAUGAUAAUGUUGACAAUGAGUUGGAUCUUGAACUUAGAUUAGGAUCUAACCCAAAGAAGUCAACUCCAACUAUAUUUAAGUUCUUCUGA
Cucumis sativus (cucumber) is the source of this 426-nucleotide messenger RNA. RefSeq names its product probable transcriptional regulator RABBIT EARS. The transcript has a single exon. The coding region runs from base 1 to 426 and encodes 141 amino acids. The record is from RefSeq and is a predicted model, not a curated record. Lineage: Eukaryota; Viridiplantae; Streptophyta; Magnoliopsida; Cucurbitales; Cucurbitaceae.